AUGCACUGCCUGCCACAAUUGAUACUGGCGGUGGCGCUAUGCGCUCUGCUAUCGCCGCCAGAGGCGUUCGGUGAACGUCAUGGCGCCAACUAUCGCUUGGGUCUGCGUUCUGCGGGACGCGGCGAUCAGGUUGUGGCUGAGGGCCGAUUCACCUCGUCCAUGUUGAACAAGCUGAACAAUCUGAAGGGCAGCUCAACUACAACCACCGAGCCGUACACCACCAUUACCACAGGGCCAACCUCGCCAACCACCCCCACGAACCUUUUGACGUCGCCCCCAACGCCCACUUCGCCCACUUCGCCCACAUCACCGACGACAACACUAGUGCCCGCGUCGCCCGGUGCCGUCGAAAAGCCAGCAGCUGGCGCUGCUGUAGCUGUCGCCGAUGGCUAUGUGCGUCGCCCCUCGGAGCAGCAGUGGCGCCAAUACCAGCUGGAACAGCGCAAUCGCCGACGCCUGAAUCGCCUGCAGCGUGAGCACAAUCAGCGCAUUCGCGAGCUGGUGCGUCGCCAGCGCAUAUCGCAGCGCCGCAAUAACCAGCGCCUGCGGCGCAUCCAGCAGCAGAAUCGUCGUCGCGCCGCCAACCGCAAUCGUCGCAACAGGAACAGGUCCAAGAACCAGCGUCAGCGUCGCCGUCGCAACAAUCUGGAGCAAAGACGUCGCCUCCAGGCGCAGCGUCAGCGUCGUCGCCAGCGUUUCAACCGUCGUCGCCUGCAGCAGCUGCUCCGCCGUCGUCGUGGACGCGGUCGCAGCCUGAGACGCAUUGCUGCCUAG
Molecule: messenger RNA, 774 nt
Organism: Drosophila hydei
Lineage: Eukaryota; Metazoa; Arthropoda; Insecta; Diptera; Drosophilidae
Product: MAP7 domain-containing protein 1
Exons: 3
Coding region: 1-774 (257 amino acids)
Source: RefSeq, a predicted model, not a curated record